AUGGCCUGCAGAAGUGUUGAUCAACAAAAUUCUACAAACUAUAAUGGCGCCGUCCCUGCCGAUAUGUAUCUGGUAAACAGAAACACUCCCUACUACCCACCAGAUCCUUGCAUCAAACCUGACCAGGGCUACGCAAUGUGCCAACCACAGCACCCGCCUUGUCCGCUGAACUAUAAAUGUAUGCCUGCAGUUGGCUCGCAGGAUAGAUCCCUGGGGGAAAUCUACCAGUUUGAUAGAAGGUACCCAUUUGCAGAAUGCCAGUCUUGUGAGGAAUACCAUUCUCAUCCGUGUGCAGCUUUAGGGCCUAUAAGCAGCGAGGUGCCUUGUCCGUGCACACACAGGUGCCCCGUGUUUCUGCGACCAAAGCCGUACGAUCUGAACCUCAUGUACCCCAAGUGUGUAGACAGACCGCCGGCACCUCAUUUCGAGACUCCGAUAUACGGCGAACCCACGCCGUAUAUCAGAUGGUCCUCAACACAUCCGCAAUCGUGGGCAACAAAACAGCAGUGCCGGGUUCCAUUCUCCAAACACUUGAAGUGCCAGUGUCCUAACAGUGCUCCCAGUAUUGGACCUAAUCUUGUCAUGUUCCUUCAUUGUUCUGACUACUAG
This is a messenger RNA of Candidula unifasciata, 609 nucleotides long. The record is from the annotation of a GenBank genome assembly. Lineage: Eukaryota; Metazoa; Mollusca; Gastropoda; Stylommatophora; Geomitridae.